CGGGUUCUUUAGCCUCGUUCCCGGGCUGUAUAAAGUUCGCCGGCCCCUUUGUUCGCUCUCAUUGCGUAGUUGCGUCUUUGCCUGCUCGUUGUUUAGGCACCUCGGGGGCCUUGGAGACCGAGGGGGCUAGAACGCGUGCGUACAAAGCCGAGUUUAGAACGCGUGGCGGCAACGGCGGGAAGCCGAAGCGACUUAAGCCAGAAGUAGCCGGAGAGCCCAGCGCCCUCCUUUGCCUCUCUUUGGCUAAUCGGUGCGUAGGAGAUGCCCAGCGGGAGGCUUUCGCUGCACUCCCCCCAGUUAGAAUAUAACAAAGUCAGAAUGGUUGAAGCAGAUCGUCCUGGGAAACUGUUCGUAGGGGGUCUCAAUACCGAGACCAACGAGAAGGCUCUUGAAGCUGUAUUUGGGAAGUAUGGGCGAAUAGUGGAAGUACUCCUGAUGAAAGAUCGUGAAACCAGCAAAUCUAGGGGGUUUGCUUUUAUCACUUUUGAAAGUCCUGCAGAUGCUAAGGAUGCUGCCAGAGACAUGAAUGGGAAGCUUCUGGAUGGAAAAUCAAUUAAAGUUGAACAAGCUACUAAGCCAACAUUUGAAAGUGGUGGUAGGCGGGGGCCACCACCUCCCCCAAGAAGCAGAGGCCCUCCAAGAGGCCUUAGAGGAGGAGGACGAGGAGGAAGUGGUGGAGGAACAAGGGGGCCACCAUCACGUGGAGGACACAUGGAUGAUAGCGGAUAUUCUCUUAACUUCAACAUGGGGUCUUCCAGGGGACCUCUUCCAGUAAAAAGAGGCCCACCACCACGUAGUGGCGGGGGUCCUCCACCUAAAAGAUCUGCACCUUCAGGGCCAGUUCGUAGCAGUAGUGGAAUGGGAGGAAGAGCUCCAGUUUCACGUGGGAGAGACAGUUAUGGAGGUCCACCCCGGCGGGACCCAAUGCCAUCUCGAAGAGAUGUUUAUAUGUCACCAAGAGAUGAUGGAUAUAAUACUAAGGACAGCUAUUCUAGCAGAGAUUAUCAAAGUUCACGGGAUAACAGAGAUUAUGCACCACCUCCAAGAGAUUAUGCAUACCGUGAUUAUGGUCAUUCCAGUUCACGAGAUGACUAUCAGUCUAGAGGCUACAGUGAUCGUGAUGGGUAUGGUGGUCGUGAUAGAGAUUAUUCAGAUCACCCCAGCGGAGGCUCCUACAGAGAUUCGUAUGAGAGUUAUGGUAACUCACGUAGUGCUCCACCUGCCCGAGGGCCCCCGCCAUCUUAUGGGGGAAGCAGUCGCUAUGAUGAUUACAGCAGAGAUGGAUAUGGUGGAAGCAGAGAAAGUUACUCAAGCAGCCGAAGUGAUAUCUACUCAAGUGGUCGAGGAGAUCGUGUUGGCCGACAAGAUAGAGGGCUUCCCCCUUCUAUGGAUAGGGGAUACCCUCCUCCACGUGAUUCCUAUAGCAGCUCAAGCCGCGGAGCACCAAGAGGUGGCCGUGGUGGAAGCCGAUCUGAUAGAGGAGGAGGCAGAAGCAGAUAUUAAAAAGAAAAACCUAAGUUUUUGGACCAAAACCCCCUUUCAAAAAACACAAAGCAAGUGGAACUUGUUCUUUACUACCAGAGGACUACUAAAAAAGAAAAAAAUGUUUUUACUUUUUUUUUAAUUGUUAAGUUUCCCCUCCAUGAUUUUUAUGCUUUUGUGAAGAACAAGUUAAAGCAAUGUUUAAUUACAUUUGAAAUUUGUUUAUUUCUUUCCAAAAAUCAGAUGUUUAAAAUGUGUGAAAUUUGAGCUCUGUGUUCUAGUGUUGUAAGUUUCGAAAGUAAAGUUUCCCUGAAAAGCUACUUCCCAACUGAUUUCCUGACAAUUGAGACAAGCAGUUCUUAAGACCUUCCACAAACAUCCAACCAUCUAAAAUGGAAAUGGAUUCUUCUACUUGUUCAAACCUAUCAUUCUAAACCAAUUAGCUAUUUUCUGGAGGGUGGUUGGGGGUUGUCCUGCUCCUUAAGAUUUCAGGUUAUCCUUUUGAAAACUGAAAUCUAUACAAGAAUUCCCAGUAUAUCAGAUGCUUAGUGAGGAAAAAACACUCAGUAAACUUGAAACCACAAAUGGAUAGUCAUGACUAUACUUUGCCUUUCUUCCAUUUCUUGUGAAUCUGCAAGACCAACCCCCCCAAAUAAAAAAGCAUUUACAUGUAUUAAACAACUACAGAAUUCUAAAUAAAAAGGUUUGACCGGUUCCAACAACGAAGCUUCAAAAAAUGAUACUUGCUCUUACUGUUUCAAAUUUUUGCAACUCUGUAGUGUCUCACUUUUAAAGGAACAGCUUGAUUCCAAAGGCAAAGGAGAAAAUAGAUAAGCAAAGAAGUUUAAUCUUCAACUUCUCAAAGGCUAAUGACUUCUAAAAACAAGUGACUCUUUCAGCAUUCCACUUCAGAUAUAAAGCAUCAAAUGCCUGUGAAACAGCAAAGAUGGCUGAUUAUUGCUGUGUCAGGAAUGCUGAUGUUAAAAUGCUGACAUGUUAAUGUACUAGAGAUGAAAAUAGCAUCUAUGAUAACAUAAGAGUCACUACAGAAGCAGGAUGCUGAAAUAUCACUGAAGUCAGUUGCAUCAAAGAGUUUUUGCCUUGGAUGAUGAUUCCUGUGAAACUGAGCUGAACAAAGGGAUCCCUUGUUGGGCUACUAUUACCCUUAACCGUAACAUGAUCCUUACAGGAAAUGUUAAAAAGUUCAGGUGUAUAUGUAGUAGGAGAAAGUACUCAUUUUUUGGUAGCGUGAGGUUUUACAGUUGGAAUUUGGGGGAAUCUUGCUGGGUGGUUUUUUUUUUUUUCCCCAGUCAAGUUGUAGGAAUAAAUUUGCCAUUAAAAUCUUUUAAAUUUUCUCAAAUAAAAGACUAGCAGGAAUGAGGUUUGGGUAAAUGAAGACAAGUAGAGCUGCCUAUAGGGAAACAAUUGGUAGGAAGGAAUUUGUAACCCGUCAGGGACUUUCAAAGAUAAUAGUCAUUCAGAUAAUUCAUCUGUGAAAAAUUGGUUUACUAUGAAAUCCCCAAGUUGGGAAAUCUUUUUUAAAUUGCCCAAGAAUAAAUGAUUGUUUUGUGUUUUUUGAAACUGUUACAUUAUAUAAUAACUCCUUUUCCCUUUCUCCCCACAAUUUGGAAAACUAGUAGCUGAAGCUAGCAGAAACAGCCAACUGCUACAAAGGUAGAGAUCAUGGAGGUUUUUUAUCCCCCCCCCCCCCCCCCCAAUUGGUGAAGAUGUUAACAUUUAGUUUUAUGUUCCCUUUCCCUUAUGUGCUUGCAGUACUGACUUACCACAAUAAAAAGGGAAUUAAUUCAUGGGGGUAGGAUAUUUUCUCAGCUCAUUAGUGAAAACUAAGCUUGCAUUUAGGAAAAAUUUAGAUUAACAUCACUUUUUUCAUCUUUAUGAACUUGUCUGCAUCUGUGUUCUAAUAUAUUGACAUAACUUCUACUUAGGCUCUGGUCAGAAGCUUCAAAUAGCUAUUUGAGACAGAAAUUUUGACAAUUUACUUACUUUUGUUUCCCCUGGCUCAUCCUGCUUUGAAAAGAUAAUAGCUUGCAUUAAUACAGUGCUUCGGAGGGGGAGCACUGGCUAUUUUUUUUAUAUGUAUAAGCAUUGGUUUCUUGUAGAUGAACUCUGUUGUAGUAGACCUUAGAAAAAUAAUUGAGCGGGUUUAAGAGUACUAACCAGUUAAGUCCAAUUUGUGAAAUGAAUGAAGGAUAAAUUGUUGCAUCUCUUUCAAGACAGGCAACUUGGGAAGGUCUCAGGUUUCCUUUACACUGUCUGGUUUGAAAGGUCAAAUCUCAAGCAUAAUCACUUGAGGAAAUAAAAUGGACACUUUGACUUAGCAGGUUGACUACUUCUUUAGAACAAAUGUGGUAAUUGAUAGUAACAAUGUAAUAAAUGUCUGUGCUAUCACUAGCUAGAGCGGGUUCAGAAAACCUUUCAUCUCAUUUAUUAUUAAAGUGUUUAUAUUGUACAUUUUUGGUUUCAUUGAAUAAAUGUAUGGUUUCCUCCA
Messenger RNA from Monodelphis domestica (gray short-tailed opossum), 3991 nucleotides. It is a transcript of the gene RBMX, whose product is annotated as RNA binding motif protein X-linked. Gene Ontology annotation, molecular function: RNA binding. NCBI's taxonomy places the organism in Eukaryota, Metazoa, Chordata, Mammalia, Didelphimorphia, Didelphidae. The record is from RefSeq and is a predicted model, not a curated record.